AUGGCCCUAAACGUGACGAUUAUCGUUGCUGCAACGCGCUCCAAUCGGAUAGGUGUCUCGUCUCAAGGUCUCCCGUGGCGCUUGCCUCUCGAAAUGGCAUACUUUGCCCACGUCACUUCUGGGGCCCCGAAGGGAUCCAUCAACGCGGUCGUGAUGGGUCGAAAGACCUGGGAAUCUAUCCCAUCUAAAUUCCGACCACUAAAAAAUCGACUGAAUUUAGUGAUAACCAACCAACCAUCUUACGAUUUGUUGCGCCCGAAUGCUGGAAGCGUCAUCUUGGCGCACUCCCUGGAUGAGGCAUUGAAGAAAAUCGAUCCGAAUGCAUCAAAUCCCCAGCCAUUGCAACAGUCUUUAAAUCGCAUUUUCAUUAUUGGUGGCGCUACGAUCUACAAUCAGGCUCUCUCAUCAUCAUCCCUAACUCGUAUCCUCCUAACGCGCAUAACAGAGCCAGAUUUCGACGAUUGCGAUGUGUUUCUUCCUGAAUUCCGUAAUCAGACAGAGGCAAAUGGGGAAAGGAUCUGGACACAGAGCACACAUCAAGAUCUUGUCGACUGGGUGGGCUCAGACGUUCCAAAAGGGAGCCAACAGGAGAAGGACGUGGAGUAUGAGUUCCAGAUGUGGACGAGAUGA
Molecule: messenger RNA, 630 nt
Organism: Cantharellus anzutake
Lineage: Eukaryota; Fungi; Basidiomycota; Agaricomycetes; Cantharellales; Hydnaceae
Product: dihydrofolate reductase
Exons: 2
Coding region: 1-630 (209 amino acids)
Biological process (GO): glycine biosynthetic process; dihydrofolate metabolic process; folic acid metabolic process
Cellular component (GO): mitochondrion
Molecular function (GO): dihydrofolate reductase activity; NADP binding
Source: RefSeq, a predicted model, not a curated record